Cylindrotheca closterium is the source of this 1461-nucleotide messenger RNA. Lineage: Eukaryota; Bacillariophyta; Bacillariophyceae; Bacillariales; Bacillariaceae. The record is from the annotation of a GenBank genome assembly.
AUGGAAUAUGGUAACUGUCCCUACGCGGCAGCCAACAGCAAGCCGGGCGAGAAGAAACUACGCACACGCAUUUGCGUCGGCUUCUCGGCUGAGGCCUCGGUUGAGGCCGUCCAAGACUAUCUUCAUACCAGAUUACGUCAAUUGGGGAGAGGCCCUGGGUGCUACCCUUCUCCCUUGCAGUAUGGAGAAAUUGUGAAAAUCAGAUCAUGCUCCUUUAUUCCUGCAGAAGUCAACUUCUCAGCUUAUGCAAAGGAACUGAUGAGACUAUUUGAUUUCAAAGUACCGAUUGGUAUCAAGAUGAACUGGGUUUCUAUUCCGUACACGGGCCGAGCAAAGCUGAUCAGGCUUGAAUCCCAGGAGGGAGCGGGUUCCCUGUCCGGACCAUUCACGAAGGUGACAACGAAGAAGCUGGCUGAAGCUACCGACCGCAAACUGAAGAACGAAAUUGAUCGCCAUAAGGCAGGUCCACUCUUCCUGAUGAUCCUUCCUGGAGAAAUGGAAGGCUCGUACAUCUUUGUAUGCCGCAAGAAGUACGGUCAGUUAGCACGAAACGUGUUGAGAGGGAUAGUUCCGUUCUUGAUUCAUCACCUGUGCGAACCUACCGAUACGCAAGCUGAUCGAGUCUUGGGUAAAUGGAUUCCCAAAUCAGAGAUCCAGGCGACACGUCGUAAGUGUUUGGUAUGGUGCACCAACACACUACGCGCUAUUGAGGCCUCCGAUCAGUCCACCAAGGUGGAGGAAGCUCUGGAGUUUUUGGACGAUGUGAUCAAAGACACCACCAAUGUCUACCAAGAACAACUCUCAAUCGAUAUGGAUAUGGCAAAUGCCAAGGAUAUUGACGAUGGUCAAACGGUCACGGGGAUGCUGGACGAAAUGCACGAACGUGAACAACAAUUGGAGGAUGCCUUUGUGGAGAUCGAAGCCCGUGACAACGCCUUGGCGGCUAAAGACCAGGCCCUGGCUCAGAAGAAAGCCGCGACUGCGGCUCUUCAAGCCCAACUUGACGCCCUUCAACGUAAGACAGCCCACCACUUGGCCAUCGAUUCGCAACCACCUGCUCAAAACAAUGAGGUAUCUCCAGAUCGGUCCUAUUUCACUACGCCACCAAAAAAGAGGAAAAGCAAGGAUACUUCCACGACUAAGAGGAGAGUUAACAGGUCUAAGGCUGGUCCUAAGCCGCCCACUAAGUCAACUUGUACCAGCACGUCUGUUCACUUUCAGCAGCCAAAGCAGCGCUCUCCGAACACAUCUCAGGUCCAGGUGGACACAACUCAGAUGGAAGGUGAUACUACGACUGCUGUGUCCCAGGACGAAAGCCUCUCAUCUCUGACAGCGGCAUCUCCGGGAGGUGUACACCCAUUCUUUCUCCCUUCUCCAUCUGGCAAAUCUGGUACUAACGGAUCUGCUAAGUUGCCUUCUUUGGCCGGCCGCGGAGCGCCUCGCUCCGCGGCAGGGCCAUGA